CUUUUGCUUUUUCAUGUUUCCACAUUUUCUGUUUCUUGAACUAGAUUUCCAUGUUUCAUUUUCCUUGGUUUCAAGAGAUGGGAAAGAUAGGUAGGAAAAUAGAGUUUAGUGGUUCCAAAACUAAUUUUGCAAGCCUGCAAAUUCUGUCUCAUUGAACUGGUAGGAGGUUGCUAGCUGUGGAAUACACCAGGAAUAAAUAUCUGAGAAACUUGUAUGCGUCCACAUUAAUUAGAAUCAGGAUGUGAUUGAUGAUAUUCUUUUCUCUCCUUGGAAGUGUUUCUUUUUCCUUCAUAUGGAUCAUGCCAUUCAGACCCAGUGGUUAACGAUAAUUGAAUUUCCAACGGUUAGUUAUAUGUUUCUUGGCUGGCCAUGCCAUGAGAAAUAUAGGUAUUAAAGCAAGAGGCACCGCUAUUUUCAGACAUAUCUGAUCAAAAAUCGUUUUUACUUAUCAAAAGGUAUUGGAGCAAGAGGCAUUUAAGUGUUUUUUGAGGAAUAGUAGAUGUCUGCUUGUUUAUUCUUGAAUAACCUGUGUUGUGAUGAGGACAUCCAUGAUAUCAGAUUAUUCGGUCUUCUGGUCGACCUGUUUGUAAUGCACGAUAAGGCAGUUGCCUUUCUAGUUUCUUGACACUUUGCUUCACCUGCCAUAAUGGAUAAGUUGAAUUUUAGUGUAUAUACAGCAAUUUGGUGAUUGACUGUGCACUUUGGGAAACCAUGCUAGUAAUGAUGAAUGUUAAGAUUCAUUUAUGCUUGCUAAUGUCUUUUUGAGAAAUUAUGCAUCUUUCGUGACAAUGCUAGUAGGUAGCUGCAUGAAUGGUGGAUUUCAUGACUUUUUGUGCUUGUUACAUGUCUUUGCUUUAGUAUCUUGUCAUACUUCUCACAAGAUGCAUAUCCUGACGCCAGGUCCAGCCUGUAUCCAUGAGCCAGGUGAUGUCGGAGGGAGCAUAUAUCUUAUUCUAUAAGAGAUCAUAUCCACGGCCAGCUAGAAGGAUUAGCCGAAGACAAGCUCCUGGGAUUUUAAAGCACUGCCCACCAAAAUCAACAAAGACUUCUAGGCCAGAGCAGAUAAAAGCAGAGCAUCAUUUUGUUGGUGUGGAUCCUUAUACGAAUCACAGACCGGAACUGAACGGCAACAUCAUUGAUUGCACCUCCGGUGGAAUUGUCAGGAAUGCCAAUAGAAAUAGACCGCCGGUUGUGGGAACUUACACGGAGUCAAUGACCGCAGAAUUUUCAGAUGCUACAUCAAGUGACUGGUCCCUCUUUACAAGCUCAGAUGAAGCGUCAUUUACAACUGAGAGUACCAGAGACUCUUUUAGCACUGUUGAUUAUGCGGAUGCAAGCGCUACUGAUCCAUUCUCUUCAAUCAUCAACAGCUUAUGCGCAUCAGACCGUUCCUCUAACAGAACUGUCGCGUGUAGUAUGUUUUCGAGUAGUAAACCACAUACAAGAUUCUUUUCAGAAAGGAAGGGUUCUGUUUUGGAUUCAAGUGUGGCUGCCGGACGCCUUGAUCGAGUGCACGGUGCUAGAGUUCCAAGACAGGUCUUUGUUCCUCCUUCUGAAGGUUUUCAUAGUGAUAGUAGUACUGGUGUAAAUGUAAAAUAUGGUAGUGAGCCUAGAUUUGGACCUCAUCAAACUUACUUUCCAUCUAAUGUUUAAUUUCUUGGAAUUCCAAGUCAUUAUAUGUCGAAUUAGCUAGGUACAAGUUGUGCUUCUAUUUUGCCAAUCAAUAUUUUAUUGAAUGGAGCACAUCAAUCGUUUGUCAGUUCAAGAAAA
This is a messenger RNA of Nicotiana tabacum (common tobacco), 1770 nucleotides long. NCBI's taxonomy places the organism in Eukaryota, Viridiplantae, Streptophyta, Magnoliopsida, Solanales, Solanaceae. The record is from RefSeq and is a predicted model, not a curated record.